Molecule: messenger RNA, 1621 nt
Organism: Coffea arabica (coffee)
Lineage: Eukaryota; Viridiplantae; Streptophyta; Magnoliopsida; Gentianales; Rubiaceae
Product: ACT domain-containing protein ACR10
Source: RefSeq, a predicted model, not a curated record
GAAACAGAGCAAGAAACAGAGUUCAAAGGGAAAGUAAGCUACGUCACUGUUAAAGAAGUUGGAGAAAUGGGGGUAAUAUAUGAAGAUGCGGUUUUGAUUAAGGAAGCGGAGAGCGCAGUUGAUCACACAGUAAUCACUGUGAAUUGUCCAGACAAGACUGGUCUUGGCUGUGAUCUUUGUAGGGUAAUCUUGCUCUUUGGCCUUAGCAUUGCCAAAGGAGAUGUUCAAACAGAUGGUAAAUGGUGUUACUUAGUUUUCUGGGUUGUUGGGAAGCCAAUGACCAGGUGGAGUUUGUUGAAGACGAGGCUUCAAGAGGUGUGUCCAACAUGUACACCUGCAGCAUCAGGAAUUUACUAUUACAGACCAGAGUUUCAACAGCCCAGGCCUCCAGAUAUAUUCCUUCUCAAGUUUUGGUGUUCCUAUGACCGGAAAGGACUCUUGCAUGAUGUAACUCAGGUCCUUUGUGAAUUAGAACUCACAAUCAAAAGAGUGAAGGUAUCCACUGCGCCAGAUGGAGGAGUCAUGGAUCUCUUCUUUGUAACGGACACCAGGGAACUUCUCCACACUAAAAAGAGACAGGAAGAAGCAAUUGAUCAUUUGAAAGCUGUCUUGGGGGAUGCCAUGCUGAAUUGUGAAAUUCAACUAGCCAUUCCUGAGGUUACUGCAUAUUCACAAUCAUUUCUUCCAUCUUCAGUCACUGAAGAUAUGUUCAGACUGGAAAUGCUAGGAGUUCUUGCCUCCAGUUCUGUUUCUAUUGAGGUGGACAACAGCCUCAGGCCCUCCCACACACUUGUUAAAGUCUUAUGUCAAGAUCACAAAGGCCUCAUUUAUGAUAUAAUGAGGACCUUAAAAGAUUAUAAUAUCCAGAUCGCUUAUGGAAGAUUCUUUGUAAAGAACUGUGAGGUGGAAUUAUUUAUAACGCAAGCGGAUGGGAAGCAGAUAAUUGAUCCCAACAAACAGAAUGCUCUGUGCUCCCGACUGCGAAUGGAACUUGUUCACCCGCUUAGGGUGGAUGUCAUAAGCCGCGGCCCUGAUACUGAGCUGCUGGUAGCUAAUCCUGUUGAGUUAUCUGGAAGAGGCCGUCCUCUUGUUUUCUAUGAUAUAACGCUAGCCCUCAAGAACAUGAAUAUAAGCAUAUUUUCGGUGGAGAUAGGAAGACACAGGAUUCAUGAUCGUGAGUGGGAAGUAUACAGAAUCUUACUUGAUGAAUGCGAUGGCUUCUCUUUGCCAAGGAAUGAAAUUAAAGAAUGUGUCCGAAAGAAGCUGAUGGGUUGGGAAUGAGUUGGUCAGCAACAAUUUCCACGCUUUCUUUGUGUACAGCAGUCCAAAAUCUUUACCCGUGCGUAUUUCUGUUUAAAUCAUUCCACUCCUUGCUGCGAUUCAUUGUAAAUGUAAAUGUAAAGCAAUAUUAGGAGUUAAUUACAGGCAAUAUUAGGCAAGUUGCUCAAAGAAGUAAAAGGGGCUCAAGCAGCUCUAAUAAGACUAUAACCAGCCUCAUGUGCUCCAUCUUUGAGCAAUUAAGUUUAGUUUUCAAAAAAUGGUUUCUCUAAGAAACUUUCUACUUGUGUUUUCUUAGUAUUUAUUUUCCUCUCAAAUGUCUAUAUAUUGGUUCUUGAUUUGA